AUGGCUGCAUCGUACACAUUAUUUCCCAAAUUGUCAAAUACGAAUUACUAUGUUUGGAAAUUUAACAUCGAGUUGCUGCUGCUGGUGAGGGAAUUGUGGGAUGUUGUUGUUGCUGUGGAGGAAUCACAGAAAAUACUCAUAAAGGAACUAAAGGCGGCGAAAGCUUUCUGGGACGCCUUGAAGAAACAUCACGAGAAAUCAAACAUUACCAACAAAGUUAGUCUGCUUCGCCAAAUGCCGUCGAAGAGGCUGGUUAGUGGUGAAUGUAUGGAAGACCACAUUCAUGAAUUUUUAUCAAUUGUGGACCGUUUGCGUGAUUUGAGCGAGAAGGUCGAAGAACACAAAGCUGUUGCAUUUUUACUGGGCACUUUGCCGGAUGAUUACAACCACCUAAUUUCAUUAUUAGAAAUGCGCUCAGAAGAAGAUCUGACGCUAGAUUUGGUGAAGAAGAAGUUGCUACAGGAGUUCAAGAGAAAUAUGGCAGCUGAAAUAUUGUUAAAGAUGGCAACAAAAAUCUUUGUUUUGGCAUCACAAAUGUAA
Musca vetustissima is the source of this 540-nucleotide messenger RNA. RefSeq lists its product as uncharacterized. The transcript is spliced from 2 exons. NCBI's taxonomy places the organism in Eukaryota, Metazoa, Arthropoda, Insecta, Diptera, Muscidae. The record is from RefSeq and is a predicted model, not a curated record. The coding region runs from base 1 to 540 and encodes 179 amino acids.